Messenger RNA from Owenia fusiformis, 1026 nucleotides. Lineage: Eukaryota; Metazoa; Annelida; Polychaeta; Sabellida; Oweniidae. The record is from the annotation of a GenBank genome assembly.
AAAAUUCAUGUAUAAAAAUGUCCGUUGGUUGGUAAAUAAUCUUAGAUGUACAUAUGUAUAAUGAUAUGUAACAUCAUUUAUGACUAUAUCCGUUUCUUCAGCUCUGUCCCAAUGUUGCCCUUUGUUCUCCUCUUCGCCACCGCUUUCGCUAGCGGUCCCCCUAUUACCAUUGACGACCCAACACAAUGUCUUCCAAGCGGCUACAUCUCAGGGGUAGACCUCGGCUUUGACUGUUGCACUUUCGUUGUAUGCGACAACGCAAGACUCAACAAGACUGGAUUCCAGGGAAAAUGCAUGGGAGGAACCGUAUGGAACCAAGCUCUCCUGGUCUGCGAUGAUGCAAAAUAUGUUCCUGAGUGCGACCCAACUACAUGCGACGUUCCGAAGAGAACCAAUGCCGAGUGCGCCGAUCCUCAGCCAACUGGUACCACAUGUUGUAUUGGACAGAACAGAGAGGGAGGCAAAAACGGAUACGAGCCAGUCUUCACCGCUGGAUCAUCACGUGGAAGUUUUAUCCGUGGAAAUGACCGCGAGGAACAAUCAUGUCCAUUUCCAUUUAGCCAGGUCUUCAAUCUGGAAUCAUGCUGUUGUGAAUACGAAUACUACAUGCGUCCGCCAUGUGAUGACACAAGCGCAUAUUUCUUCACCAACCCUGAUGACGAAUGUUGUUCAUAUCUUCAAUGUUUUUACAACAGAAGCGGAUAUAUCACCGUUCCAUGUAUGUCACCAAGUGUGUGGAAUGACGACAACAAAACGUGUGACACUAAGUAUAACGUCAUGGAUUGUAUGAAUGCUGAUUGUGGAGUUGAGAUGACUGAUGAACCAUGCCCAGAUACAUUCGAAGGAGACUGUUGCCGAAACGGAUUGUUCUACUCACUUGGCCCGGAUAGCACCCAGUACACCAUUGCUGGAGCAGAGGGAAAUGACAAUGAUCGUCUACUUUGCUGCCCAGUAAACAUGGAUGGAGAGCAGAUGAUCUUCAACGCUGACCCAGAAGUGUGUUGUUGCGAAAUAGAAGAAUUCUAA